AGUAAUCGAUUUCGUAUUCCUCUAGGAGAUUCCUAAUAUAACAAGCGCUUGUAAUAUGGAGUCGCAAAAUUCUCUAUUUUUUAUCGCGGUUCUUGUUUUUCUAGUUGAUUUAUCCGUAGAGCAUUCUGAACACAGCUUUGGUGGACGCACACAUAGUGACGAGGAUGAUCAUAUCGCCUUCCUUGGAGAGAAGAUGGCCAAAGAAUUUGACAAACUUUCCCCUCAAGAGUCCAGGAGACGGCUCAGAAUGCUAGUGCCCCGUAUUGAUAUCAACAAAGACGGCUUCGUAGAGGAGGCUGAGUUGGAGAUCUGGGUUCGACAUAAGAUGCAGAAGUGGACCGUUGAUGAGGACGUGGACGCCAUAUUCAGAGACCUGGACAUGAAUAACAAUGACAAGGUCACGUGGAAGGAGUACAUGACUAGAACAUUUGGAUUUACUGAGGAGGACAUGCACAUUAAAUGGGAAAGAUCAAAUCUGGAAAAGUAUGUCUUGUUUGAUAAGAAGAAAUGGCGGUACAGUGACCAAGACAAAGAUGGUAUGCUAAACAGGCAGGAGUACGAAUAUUUUCACCAUCCAAAAGAACAUGAAAUCAUGUUGCCCUAUAUUGCUGUGGAAAUACUCGAUCGAUAUGAUAAGGACGAAGAUGGUCGCCUAUCUUUGGACGAAUAUUUGGCCUACAUCGAUAUGCCAGCAUUCAAUACCCUGUACAUAGCGGACUUCAAUGAAAAAUACGACGUCGACCACGAUGGAUUCCUUAACCUGAAAGAAAUGGAAGAAUGGAGAAGGCCGAAAAACUUUAACAAAGCGCUGGGAGAGGCUCAGCAUUUAAUAGAGUAUGCAGACAUGAAUAAGGAUGGAAAACUAACAGCAGAUGAGUUUGUCACAAGUCAUGAGAUCUUUGCCGGAAGCUACGUCACACAGUUUGGUCAAACAUAUCACGACGAGUUUUAAUCCAGUACUUUUGGGCAAAUGUGCUCAGUUUAUUAGCUCUGUCGAUGCAUGUAAAAGCAUUUAAUCUGCUGUAUAUAGAAAUUUAGUUUAAUCGACGCAACUUCACUCAAUUUUUUUUAAGUUUUAAAAAUUAGGUAUUGAGUCCAUUUUUCAGUUGACCCCAGUUAUAUGUUGUCGUACAAAGUUGCAUCAUGGUUUACCGAUCAAAUUCAAUCUUAAAACGGCUGGUUUCCUUUUAACAGUGGAGAGAGUGUAGUGUCAGGAGCUCGUGGCUCUGUAAUAUUUUUAAUGUUCCCUCCCUUCAUUGGCAGUUAACUGGGAUUCAAUUUUCAAUUGCCUCCUCCCAUCCUUUAUACUCUGUUGGCGACGACUAAUCCCCCUUCCGUUUCCCCUGAAAAUCAUGUGAUGCUCAACCUCCUCUCCCCCUCCCCACCCAACCCCUGGCACGGAUUGGUCCCUUGGUGCUUCGUAUUACCGAUUGGUGCAUAUAAGUUAACCUCACCGUCGAGCAGCAGUUUCCCCCCUCCUCCCUUCCGUGAAAAACCUCGUUUCGGUAGCGAAUCAGAUUGCAAUAAUCAGCUUUGUUACACUGUUCAAUAAACGAACGUACAUCGUGAUUCGCUGCAGUCUCAGUCUGUCUGUUCAUAUCGAUAUAAGCUAUUAAAUAACUUAAGUUAUAUACAUACAGAAAGCUACAGAGAACACAUUACUCUUUCGAACAAUUCUUAUUAGGAAAACAAGACACAAAGGAAAUAUACACAACGAGUCCAACUAUCUAAAAGUGAUUUAUUCAAACUUUAUGUCUUAGUUCAACUACACAUCUACAAAAAUCUACUCGACAUGUUUCUUAACUUUUGGAUUGUCUGGCUAUCUUACUAGGAAAAUAGUCUUCAAGUGACAGUUAUGAACUAUAUACACUUUGUACAUUUAGGGAUAUAUAAACUCUUGGUCACAUAUGUAUUCUGUUAUUGUAUGUGACUUUAUAUGUGACCUUUUCUAUGAUUUGUAAACGUUA
Messenger RNA from Pocillopora verrucosa, 1967 nucleotides. Its product is annotated as calumenin-A. Gene Ontology annotation, cellular component: endoplasmic reticulum. NCBI's taxonomy places the organism in Eukaryota, Metazoa, Cnidaria, Anthozoa, Scleractinia, Pocilloporidae. Gene Ontology annotation, molecular function: calcium ion binding. The record is from RefSeq and is a predicted model, not a curated record.